UGCAAAAAUACUGUUAAGGUUAAUGACACGUUAAAUAAUCCACCAGCGCCACGAGCGGCAGGACGGGGAAAUGAACGUGGUGGUACCUCUUCUUUCGGAUCGUUAGCAGCACUAAGUGGUGCUGCAUCCGAUAAUGAGCUUGGAGCAUUGGGAAAUUUGGAUCAAACUCAGCUGCUACAGCUUCUUUCGUUGAUGAAUCACUCUAGUGGUGGUACAUCAGCCAGUGAAGCUGCUAAUCUUUUGCCACAGCUUCCUGUUGUUGCUGAUUCUUCACAUCCAGUUGCAUCGGAAAGAAGUGGAACAGCGUCGGUUCAGGUAGCUACACCAUCCAACACACCUGCCAAUGGGACCGUCGCUGGUGGUUCAUCUAAUAAUGAAGUGCAGUUAUCACAAUUAAAGGAUAUCAUUGCAAGCAUUACUGCACCAAAUGGAACUGGAAGAAAAUUUGGGAUUGAUUUCACAGAUGUCUUGUGCUGCGCGGACAAAAUCAAUACUAUUGUAUGCAAAUAUAGUGAUAGAUUGAUUCCUCAUCUUCCAAAUCAAGAACCUACCUAUACUAGUCAAGAAGAAUUGGAACAAACUUUGCGUACUCCCCAAUUUCGACAGGCCGUUAAUAUUUUUGGCCAUGCAUUACAAACUGGACAAUUGGCACCAGUUUUACGACAGUUUGGUAUAAAUGAGAAUGUAACAGCUACUGCAGGAAAAGGAGAUGUGAUUGCAUGGGCUUCAGAAUUGGAAAAAUGUGAGAAGGAAACUGUUUCCGAUGUUUCUACAAUCUUUUUUUUUAAUUUUGCGUGCUUAAAACCAGAUAUUGGGAACGAGGAAAGUGAAAAGGCUAAUGAAGAAAAGAAAACAGACGAUCAGAUGGACCUUGAUUGAAA
Molecule: messenger RNA, 881 nt
Organism: Thelazia callipaeda (thelaziosis nematode)
Lineage: Eukaryota; Metazoa; Nematoda; Chromadorea; Rhabditida; Thelaziidae
Source: the annotation of a GenBank genome assembly